UGUGGGAAGGUUUGGCCUUUUUAUAGGGGGGUAGUGAAAAGCAAAGUAGUGCAGAGGGGAAAGACUUGUUGGGUUAGAGUCUUGUCUUUGAACAAUCCACCCCUCUUUGGUUUUUGCUGGCUGGGGGUGGUAAUUUGGCUUUAGUGUACUUUCAUGUGGCCAUGGGAGCAUCUGUGCAAUUCCUCCUGUUUGUCUUUCUCUUCACUCAAUGUGCCCACUCAGGUGCAGGAACAGACCAGCUGAGUGGUGCAGAAGAAUUGCUGUCAUCCCAUCAGGGGACGAGCCAGAAUGCUGAAGAUCCAUCUGUCUCUGAACCAUCUAGCCUGGGGAUACGAGACCCUGGAUUGAAAUGUGGAGUUCGUCCUGUUGACUUGGAGAACCAGAAAAGUUUCCUGCUGUCUGGAUUCUUUUCUAGAAUUGUUGGAGGCAGAAAUUCAGUGGCUGGGGGGCAACCUUGGCAGGUAUCUCUCAAGUUGGGUCGUUUCCACUUCUGUGGUGGCAGUUUAAUACAAGAAGAUGUGGUUGUAACUGCGGCUCACUGCGUAUUCACCCUUGAGCAGAAACUAGUGAAGAAUCUCAUUGUGACUGUUGGAGAACAUAACCUCAGAAAGGCAGACGAGCAAGAACAGAACAUUCCUGUCUCACAAGUCAUUGUUCACCCUGACUUCAACGGACUUGGCUACAUGCAUUCUGAUAUCGCUCUGCUAUAUCUGAAAUACAGAGUAAAGUACGGGCAUAGGGUUCAGCCAAUCUGCCUUCCCCACAAAGAUGAUAAAUUUGAGGCCGGGACUCUUUGUGUUGCUAGUGGCUGGGGCAGGGUGUCUGAGGCUGGUGAACUAUCUAAUGUUCUACAGGAGGUGGAGCUCCCCAUCAUUGAUAGGGGAACCUGCAGUGCCCUGUUAAAGCAAAUGAAUCUGCCUCCAGUAGCAAGCUCCAUGCUAUGUGCUGGCUUUCCUGAUGGUGGGCAGGAUGCGUGCAAGGGUGAUUCUGGAGGUCCCCUCGUGUGUAGAAGAGCCAGUGGCAUCUGGACUCUGGCCGGUGUCACAUCAUGGGGAGUUGGCUGUGCAAGAGGCUGGGAUGUCCUUGAGAAAAGCAUCAACAAAAGGGGUUCCCCCGGCGUCUUUUCCAGUGUAGCUGAACUGAUGGACUUCAUCACACAGAACAUUAUCCCCGCUGCAGAGCCAGAUCGCCUUCCCUCGCACUUUCCUGAAGGAUGCAGCUCCCAUGGAAUGCUGGUCUUUGGAGAAAGUGGCCGCAUUCAGUAUCCCCAACCCAGUGAGAGUAACUACCUAGAAAACAGCCUAUGCGUGUGGAAUAUAAUUGUGCCAGAAGACAAGAUUAUAUUAAUACAGUUCACCAGGUUAGACAUAGAGAGCCAGAUCACAUGUGACCAUGACUACGUGUCCUUGUAUUCGGACAAAAGAGAGCUAAUUGGUAAAAUCUGUGGGGAUGUGUUACCAGCCCCGCUGCUGAUAGACUCUAACCGAGCAAUGGUUACUCUCGUUUCUGAUGGAAGCAACACCGGCAGUGGCUUUGAAUUCACCUUCACAGCUAUACAUAAGGAAUCAGAAGCAGGUUCUGGUUGUGGAAGUGUUGCAGUGCUGGUGGAAGAGGGAAAGAUUGAUACUGCUAAUUACCCUGGCUUGUAUCCCAGUAACGUGAAGUGCCAUUGGUUCAUUGAAGCCCCGGUAGAGAAUGUCAUAAAGCUGGAGUUUGAAGACUUUGCUGUUGAAUUCAGCGCGGGCUGUAUCUAUGAUGCAGUUGUCAUUUACAGUGACACGGAAGAUGAGCACCAGCUAGCCAAUCUGUGUGGGUUCUCAAUCCCCAGCCCAAUUCUGAGCCCUGGCAAUGAAAUGUUAAUACAUUUUGAAAGCGAUGGGGAGAACAAUUUCAGAGGAUUUAAGGCCAGAUUCACCUUUGUUCCUUCAGCAGAAGAAGCUGAAUCAGUAGUUGCAGAACCAAUUGUUCUACAGACGGCCACUCCAAAGAACAUCCCUUUAGAUGUCUGUGGCUUUCCCCCAUUUAGUCCCCAGUGGCUGUCCGGACGUGUUGUUGGGGGAGAAGAAGCAUGUCCCCAUUGCUGGCCUUGGCAGGCAGGCUUGCAAUUCUUAGGUGACCAUCAGUGUGGCGGUGUCAUCAUCAGUCCAACAUGGGUACUCACAGCAGCCCACUGUAUACAGUCAACAAACAGACCACUGCAUUGGACUGUCAUCGUGGGAGACCAUGAUAGAACCCUGAAGGAGUCAACAGAACAGGUGAGAAGGGUGAAAACUAUUGUGGUGCACCCUGACUUUGAUACAGUGAGCUAUGACUCAGAUAUUGCCCUGAUCCAACUGGAUGUCCCUCUGGAGUUUAACACUGUUGUGAGGCCAGUAUGUUUGCCCAGCAGCACGCAACCGUUAUCUUCCUCUGUUCUGUGCACCAUGACUGGCUGGGGGAGCACCCGAGAAGCAGAUGGAAGCCUCGCUAGUCGAUUGCAGCAGACACAAGUACCCAUACUUGAGAGUGAAGUCUGUGAGAAAAAUUACUAUUUUAAUCACCCUGGAGGGAUCACAGCUAGGAUGCUUUGUGCUGGGUUUGCUUCUUCUGGAGGGCAGGAUUCCUGCCAGGGUGAUUCUGGUGGCCCGUUGGUUUGCCAUCAUGAAAAAGAGCCAUUUAUUCUUUAUGGCAUCAUCAGCUGGGGUGUUGGUUGUGCCAGGCCAAAGAAACCAGGAGUUUAUACAAGGGUGAGGGUCUUCCUGGACUGGAUCAAAUCCACAAUAAGAGAGAUUGAACCAAAUGCGCUUCAGGUAAGUAAGAAUGGACAUGAAACCUUAACACAGACACCAAUGAAACGGCCUACAAAGCUAACAGGAGCUGCUUACAGACAAGAAUGUCCAUUGGAAGUGGAGUUAACAGAGCCCAGAGGUUUCUUCUCAUCCCCUUGCUCAUCAGGCUACAAGGGAAGCUUGAAUUGCUCUUGGGUGCUCAGAAUGUCCCCCAGAGGCAUGGCAAAGCUCACAGUAAAGCAUCUGUCAAUACCAGCCUCCCAGAACUGCCAAGUGGAGCUCCUAGGGAUAUAUGAAGAGGGCCAAAGAGGAAGAAAAGUAGUAGCUGAACUAUGUGGUGUCCUGCAGUCGCCUAUGACCUUUCUGAGUCCUGGCCCUGUGGUGAAAGUGGUGUUCCAUUCUCUGACCCUUGCUGCCUUUGGCAUUGAGUAUAUGGUCUUCAGAGUCCAAGGGCCAAAGAUUGGAAAGGCAGUGAAACGCCCCAAGGAUGUGGACCAAGAAUUGUUACGCUGUAGGGAUGUCAUUCUCACAGACCUGGAAGGAUUGAUCCAGUCACCAGGAUAUCCCCAUGGCUAUCCUAACACCACCAGCUGCCACUGGCGAAUUGUAGCCCCGUUAAAAUCCAUCAUUCGGCUUGAUUUCCUGGCCUUCUGGACUGAAAAGACUCUGUCUGAUUGCCAUGGACAACUGAUGGUGUAUGAAGGAUUUGGGCCAAGCAAGGAGUUGAUAGGUAACUUCUGUGGGGAAAUUUCACUCUAUCCUUUAAAGUCUGAUGGUCCAGUGGUGAUGCUGACCUUCACAUCCAGUGCUGAAGUGGCUACAGAAGGGUUUGUUCUGACCUACUCUUUCCAUGAUCUACAACCUGGUUCUGCUUUAGGAAAAUUGAAAGCUGCUGAAAAAGGGUGUCCAAUCUUGGAUCUAAUUCCAGUUGGAUCAGCUGAGAUAACAUCUCCUAAUUACCCCAACACUUAUCCCAACAUGCUGAACUGCACUUGGACAGUUUAUUCCACUUCAGGAAAUAGAUUGAAAGCUGUGAUCAGAGACUUGGUAACAGAAAACGCAAGAGACUGCAUUUGGGACUCUUUGAACAUCUAUGAUGGUCCAAAUAACUCUUCAGGACUGCUCGCUAGUUUAUGUGGCCAAAAGAAGUCUCUUAGCCUGUUAUCAAGCAGCAGCUACCUGACUCUACAUUUCAAGACGGACAGGUCUGUGGGGAACAGAGGCUUUAAAAUUCUGUUUGAAGAGGUGAAUCGGUGGCCAGCACAGAAGAGUAGAAGUGGCAUAGAACUUGAAAGCAAAUGUCCACCUACUAAGUUAACAGCUUCUGAGGAAAACAAAUGUGGCAUUCCAGUGGUGGAUCCAUUCCCAGUGGACAAGUCUGAGAUGAAUGUGAAAGCAGCCGGAGAAGAGCCAGGCAAGCCAAGGGUGGUCGGUGGCAGACCAGCACCUCAAAUGUCCUGGCCCUGGCUGGUUAGUCUACAGUACAAGAAUGAGCACUUCUGCGGAGGCUCUCUGAUUGCUGAGAAGUGGGUCCUAACAGCUGGACACUGUAACUUCAGUGCUCAGACAGACAGGAUAGUUCUGGGGAAAACUUACUUGUUGCCAAACAUAAAAGGCAACAACCCUGUCCUUGUGAAAGCUGUGCACACACACUAUAACUUCAGUGGAUUUCCUUCUAGCAAUGAUCUCACUCUCUUGGAACUGGAGAAACCCAUCAAACUAGGAGACUCUAUAGCAAUAAUUUGCUUACCAGAUAGAGAUGAGGAAAUAAGCAUUGAUGCAAGAUGCUUAACAGCAGGAUGGGGAGCAACAGAAUCGGGCAAGGAUGAAUACUCCAUCAGGCUGCAGCAGACAAAUAUACCUCUCCUCUCCAAUGAGGCCUGUGUGAGCUUCUGGGGACAGGAUAUUAAAAAUACCAACAUUUGUGGUGGAGCUGCUGGAGCAACUGCUUGCUCGGGAGAUUCUGGAGGGCCACUGAUAUGCAUGAAAAAUGGGUAUUAUAAGCUGAUCGGCAUUGUGAGCUGGGGCAGUGAUGAUUGCCAUCCAGCGUCACCAAUGGUUUAUACCAGAAUUUCUGCCUACAGGGACUGGAUUUCUUCAGUCACUAAUGGAAAAGUGUGAUUGCUGAACUGAACUUUUAAUUCUCCCUUUUUAAAUGGGGAGGAAUGUGUGAAUUAUGCAUGGUAAAAAUACCCAAGAAAUAUGGCAGCAUCUGUCACAUACCCUGAUUUUUCUUUAAACAUCUGAAGUGACUGUACUAAUGCUCAAUCUCAGCUGUCUUCUUCGAAUGGCAAAUCCAACACACUGGCAACUCUAGCACAAAAAAUCUGUUUCCCAAUAGGUGUAUGUACAUGAAUACACAUCUCUCCGUACCUGGUUAGCAUUGCCAUUAUUAGGGCCAAAUUCUCUGCUGGUCUAAAUUAGUGCAGUUCUUCUGAAGUCAAUAGUGCUGAGUUAAUGUACAAACGUGUGUGUUUUUAAAUAUAUAUAUUUAGCUUGGCAAUGUUCAGCUGCUGUGCCCUUGACCACUGACAGAACUUUUAGAUCCACUAUUCCCAAAAGCAUAGUACAGACCAGCUGGUCAGAUUCAGUUCAGGAUCGCCACUGUACUUAAUACACUGCACUUGGAUAUUCUUGUUGAAACCAAGUGCCUUGUCUGGUAGAAGUAAAAGGGGAGAUAAUGAAGAAACACCUUGACUAGCUGUUACAGGUUAAAGGUGCCAAGAAAAGGAGGGAAAAGCACAGACAUGUAAGCUGAGUGACCAUGUCCCUUCCCAGUCUUUAUUAUUCAUGGGAAGAUGAUGUAAAUGAAAACAUUGUAGAAGGUAACCGUCAACCACCCAAUGAGGAACCGGAAUUAGAACAAGAGUGUGGUGUAUCUCCCACUGCUACUGGUCUUGUCCCCCAUGACCUCCCAUUUCAGUGGCCAUUCUGGGCAUGCUGGGUGGUGCAUGGUUGGUCUGGCAAUUGGAGGAAAUGUAACAGGAUGUGAGGUGCAGCUCUAUGGCUGUUUUUAAAAUUCUUCAAGGUGUAAGGGGAUGGGGUGGAGCUGUCCAAUUUACCAGGGAGUUUAUUGCUCCUCUCACACACCCUUUAUAUAGGGGAGGGGUCCAGGGUGACAAAGAAUUACCUUGGCAGGAAAGGAUCUGUGAAGGAAGAGGAUCCUGAGAUUUAAAAAAAAAAAAAAAAAAAAAAAAAAGCUACCCCUUUCCCCUAUUCUCUGUGUUAAAGGUGGGGAUGACUAGUUGGAAGAAAUUACUGCAGCUAGAUGGCAUCAAGACGCUUCAUUUAGCUAACAGGCUUUUGUUUCUUGCUUUGUUAGUUUUAGAUGAAGUUAAAUAGAUUCAUGAACUCCUGUUCUUGCAUCAAACUUACAUCUUCAGAGUUUUUUCUGUGUAUGCUUCUUGUCUCUGACAGCACUGUGUGGGGUCAUGAAGAUGCACUAAGUGCUCAUCCUGUCAGAUGCUUCCAGCCAUGCCAUACAUCCAGCCCUCCCACUGCACUAAAAAUAAGUAUUAAAAACUACUACAGCUGCAAAGAGUGGCGUGGGAGUAAGACACACCUAGGCCUUUGUCCGACUGCUAUCUGUACUGCCAAGGCCGAACAGUUAAAAAAACAUGAGUCAGACCCUCUCAAAAUUAUGAGAUUAGCUUAAAAAAAACAAUACAUUUAGGGCUAUUUAUUUACCUUGUGGUUUUUAGGAUUCAUGUUUUUAGCCCUUGUAGUUAGGGAGAAAAGAUCGGGGGAAAAUUUCCGCAACAAAAGCUGAGAUUCUCAGUCACAUGACUCUGGGGCAUUAAGAAAAACACCAAAUAGGAGACUCUCUCUAAAAUUAUGAGUAGACCAUAUUGUGUGCUCAGACAUACUAGAAGUCACCUGUCUGUAGAGGCAGCUGCCAUUUUUGGGACAAAAGGUGAGACAAUGUGUUAUGGAAGAAAAAUGCCCUGUUCACAUGCUCUCCUAGAGAUUUGACUCUUCUGUUCUGAUUUCUUGUUUUCCCUUCACCUACAAUUAAAGUAAUUUAGACAAAUUA
Chelonia mydas (Green sea turtle) is the source of this 6801-nucleotide messenger RNA. RefSeq names its product ovochymase 1 (gene OVCH1). Gene Ontology annotation, molecular function: serine-type endopeptidase activity. Lineage: Eukaryota; Metazoa; Chordata; Testudines; Cheloniidae. The transcript is spliced from 35 exons. The record is from RefSeq and is a predicted model, not a curated record. The coding region runs from base 162 to 4889 and encodes 1575 amino acids. Gene Ontology annotation, biological process: proteolysis; acrosome reaction.